UGAGGUUCUGACGAGAGGAUGGAGGGGCUGGUUGCUCAGUGCUCGGCGCGGCUCUUGCAGCAGGUUAGGUCCGGGCUCAAGUUGGGCAGAGUAGGGGGAGAAUUACGUGGCCGAGGAAGUUAGCCCGUCUCCGGAGCUGAACGCGACCGGCUGGGGGCUGUCCCGCUGGAGCCGGACCGAGACUGGGGUGUAGGGGAGGAUCUCGGACUGCUCAGGAGACGGGCAUAGAAGAAACCGGACUCUUCCUCAGCCGGGAGUGGGGCGGGGCGUUCAGGAGAGCCCCUGGCCUUCGAUACUUUACUUUUUUCCCGAGAUCCACCAUUCCCUGUCAAGUCCAGGAGACCAGGGCCUUUUUGAGGGUGUGGGUCUUCUCUCAACAACUGAAUGUUACCGAGAAUUCCUCACAUCCUCACCUCCUGCGGAAUCGGCCCAUCCACAGUUUUAGGAGUUAAAAGUUUAAAAAAAAAAAAAAAAAAAAAAAAGGAAAUUGGUCCAGGAAUGGAGAUAAUCCUGGAGACAGAAGGGGAGAAAGAGAUUAAGUUUCUGACUGCUGAAAUUGAUAGAUUGAAAAACUUUGGAUGUACAGAAAUUUCUCCUAGUUUAGAGCAGUUGCGAGAAGAAAAUUCAAAACUUAAAUAUCGUUUGAACGUACUCCAAAAGAGUCUUCAAGCUGAAAGGAAUAGACCAACUAAAAGCAUGAUUAACAUCAAUAGUCGCCUACAAGAACUCUUUGCUUAUGCUAUUAAGGUUGCUUAUCCAGAUUUGGAAAAUCCUCCCCUGAUUGUCACACCAAGUCAGCAACCAAAAUUUGGGGAUUAUCAAUGUAAUAGUGCUAUGGGCCUCACAAAGAUGCUGCUCAAAACCAAGGAAGAAAAAAUUAACCCAAGAGAUAUCGCAGAAAAUAUUGCCAAACACCUUCCAGACAAUGAAUAUAUAGAAAAAUAUGAAAUUGCUGGUCCUGGUUUUAUCAAUGUUCACCUAAGAAAAGAUUUUGUAUCCAAACAACUAACUAAACUUUUGAUAAACGGGGUACAACCACCUGCUCUUGGAGAGAGAAAAAAGGUUAUAGUCGACUUUUCUUCACCAAACAUAGCUAAAGAGAUGCAUGUAGGCCAUCUUCGGUCAACAAUUAUAGGAGAGAGCAUGUCCCGACUCUUUGAAUUUGUAGGUUAUGAUGUACUCAGGUUAAAUCAUGUGGGAGACUGGGGGACGCAGUUUGGUAUGCUCAUCGCUCACCUACAAGAUAAAUUUCCAGAUUACUUAACUGUUUCACCUCCUAUUGGUGAUCUUCAGGCCUUUUAUAAGGAAUCCAAGAAGAGGUUUGACACUGAGGAAGAAUUCAAGAAGCGAGCAUAUCAAUGUGUAGUUCAACUCCAAAGUAAAAUGCCGGAUAUCACAAAAGCUUGGAAUCUCAUUUGUGAUGUUUCUCGCCAAGAGUUCAAAAAAAUCUAUGAUGCUUUAGAUAUUUCCAUAAUAGAGAGAGGGGAAUCAUUCUAUCAAGAUAGGAUGACUGAUAUUGUCAGAGAAUUUGAGGAGAAAGGAUUUGUGCAGGUGGAUGAUGGGAGGAAGAUUGUAUUUGUCCCAGAAUGCUCAAUUCCGUUAACAAUAGUAAAAUCAGAUGGAGGAUAUACUUAUGAUACAUCCGACUUAGCUGCUAUUAAGCAAAGAUUAAUGGAAGAAAAAGCAGAUAUGAUUAUCUAUGUUGUAGACAGUGGACAGGCUUUACACUUCCAAACAAUAUUUGCAGCAGCUCAGAUGAUUGGAUGGUAUGACCCUAAAGUAACCCGUGUAAGCCAUGCUGGAUUUGGUGUAGUGCUAGGAGAAGACAAAAAAAAGUUUAAAACUCGCUCAGGUGAUACAGUGCGCCUCAUAGAUCUGUUGGAGGAAGGACUGAAAAGGUCGAUGGAUAAAUUGAAAGAAAAAGAAAGAGAUAAGGUAUUAACUCUGGAGGAAUUGAAGGCUGCUCAAACUUCAGUGGCUUUUGGCUGCAUCAGAUAUGCUGAUCUUUCCCACAACAGGAUGAAUGACUACAUUUUCUCCUUUGACAAAAUGUUGGAUGACAGAGGAAAUACAGCUGCCUACUUGCUCUAUGCCUUCACUAGGAUAAGAUCUAUUGCCCGAUUGGCUAACAUUGAUGAAGAGAUGUUACAGAAAGCAGCUAAAGAAACUAAGAUCAUUUUGGACCAUGAGAAAGAAUGGAAACUAGGCCGGUGCAUUUUACGUUUUCCUGAGAUUUUGCAGAAGAUUUUGGAUGACUUGUUUCUCCACACACUCUGUGAUUACCUCUAUGAAUUAGCAACCACCUUUACAGAAUUCUAUGAUAGUUGUUACUGCGUGGAAAAAGACCGACAAACUGGUGAAAUAGUGAAGGUGAAUAUGUGGAGGAUGUUACUUUGUGAAGCAACUGCAGCUGUCAUGGCUAAAGGAUUUGAUAUCCUGGGUAUAAAACCUGUUCAGAGGAUGUGAUAAAGCUUGUGUUUGAGACAUUUUGUAUUUUUACAAAAAUGGCCACUAGCACUCUUUGCUUUUUUAUAAUCAUGUGGAGAAGAUAUUUUAAAAAUAAAGGAAAAUUGCAACUUUCUCUACAAAA
Messenger RNA from Antechinus flavipes (yellow-footed antechinus), 2590 nucleotides. RefSeq names its product arginyl-tRNA synthetase 1 (gene RARS1). Gene Ontology annotation, molecular function: ATP binding; arginine-tRNA ligase activity. Gene Ontology annotation, biological process: arginyl-tRNA aminoacylation. The record is from RefSeq and is a predicted model, not a curated record. The coding region runs from base 385 to 2466 and encodes 693 amino acids. Gene Ontology annotation, cellular component: cytoplasm. NCBI's taxonomy places the organism in Eukaryota, Metazoa, Chordata, Mammalia, Dasyuromorphia, Dasyuridae. The transcript is spliced from 15 exons.